Messenger RNA from Cebus imitator (Panamanian white-faced capuchin), 279 nucleotides. RefSeq names its product defensin beta 109B (gene DEFB109B). The record is from RefSeq and is a predicted model, not a curated record. Gene Ontology annotation, biological process: defense response to bacterium; cell chemotaxis. Gene Ontology annotation, molecular function: chemoattractant activity; CCR6 chemokine receptor binding. NCBI's taxonomy places the organism in Eukaryota, Metazoa, Chordata, Mammalia, Primates, Cebidae. Gene Ontology annotation, cellular component: extracellular region. The coding region runs from base 1 to 279 and encodes 92 amino acids. The transcript has 2 exons.
AUGGCCCUCAAUAGCCCGUUCUGGCAGAGGACACGGGCAUUUUUUGCCACUGGGUGGAUCUUCUUUUCUGCAGUAAGAAGUGGUUUGGGUCCUGCUGAAGGUCAUUGUCUCAAUUUGGGUGGUGUUUGCAGAAGAGAUGUCUGCAAAGUAACAGAAGAUGAAGUUGGUGCCUGCCGAAGAAGGAUGAAGUGCUGUAGAGCAUGGUGGAUUGCAAUGCCAAUUCCAACACCAGUUAUCAUGUCAGAUUAUCAAGAACCUCUUAAGCCGAAGUUGAAAUGA